Monopterus albus (swamp eel) is the source of this 987-nucleotide messenger RNA. RefSeq names its product claudin-4-like. Lineage: Eukaryota; Metazoa; Chordata; Actinopteri; Synbranchiformes; Synbranchidae. The record is from RefSeq and is a predicted model, not a curated record. The transcript is spliced from 2 exons. Bases 185 to 820 code for a protein of 211 amino acids. Gene Ontology annotation, cellular component: membrane; bicellular tight junction. Gene Ontology annotation, molecular function: structural molecule activity.
UGGUGUUUGCCAUUUCUCCAACAUCUCCCUCCUGCAUGUCUUCUCCCUUCUGUGGAAAACUACCAAUAAUUCAAGUGGGACCUGGACUGAGUACACAAAGACAACCUGCAGGAGAAGGCUGGAGCCAUUUAUCCUUUAAGGACUGACAACACAGAAAGGGUGUAAAACGACUGCCUGCUGUCCCAUGGCUCUGCAGGAGCUGGGCAUCAGCCUAUCUAUGAUAGGUGUCGCUGGGACCUUCCUGAUCUGCGCUCUGCCCAUGUGGAAGGUGACAGCAUUCAUUGGCAACCAUCUGGUGGUCAUGCAGGUGUUCUGGGAGGGGCUGUGGAUGACCUGUGUCAGUGAGUACACAGGUCAGAUGCAGUGUAAACUUUUUGAUGCCCUGCUGGACCUGUCACCAGACCUCCAGGCAGCCCGGGGCCUCAUCUGCAUUAGCAUGGUGCUGGGUUGCCUAGGAUUCCUCAUCUUCCUCCUAGGAGCACACUGCACCAACUGCUUGAGCCACCCGAGGAUAAAAGCUCAGGUGGUGCUGAGCUCUGGAGCCAUCUUCUGCCUGGCAUCCUUCACCACCAUAGUUGCUGUCUCCUGGACAGCCAACUCCAUCAUCCAUGACUUCCACAACCCCCAUGUCCCUGAGGUACUGAAGAGAGAGCUUGGAGCAGCCAUAUAUAUAGGCUUUGUGACCUCUGGGCUGCUGUUCUGUGGGGGAGCCAUUCUGUGCACAAGCUGCCCACCACAGAGGUCCAGGUUCCCCUCCAGUGGGUACUCACAAGCCAGGAUACCCACACACAGCAGCUACGCCAUCAAGAACUAUGUGUGAAAUGAGGAGAAGGAGCUGAACACACCAAUACAUCACAAACAACUCACCACUUCACCAUAUAUGUAAUGAACCGUGCUGGCUAUAUAGAGCCAAAGAAAAGUAUGUGAACACAUUGGAAAGAUCUGGGUUUCUGCAGUAACUGGUCCUAAAAUGUAAUCUGAUCUUGA